AUCGAAACGUCAAAAUAUUCGCGUUUGCAAUCGGUUUCACACGUGUUUUAUUCAUUUCCUUAAAUUUAUUGGUAUUUUUAGGAAAUUUAAAGUGUUUAAGCUGAAUAACUGGUUACAUCUUUGUUCUGUAACGUCGCAACGAUGGCCACAAGUCUCGCAGCCCAGCUGCAGCGUUUGGCUGCCCCACAGACAUCGUUGCUGUACGACAAACGAAAGCAACCGUCGAUCCUUUUCGAUGCCAGCCAGGCCGCUUCCAAGGAUCGGGAAGUAAUCUACGACAUCGGCAUCAGCGGGCUACACGAGCUCAUUCAGUUGAAUUCAGCAUUUGCCCAGUUUGAGGAUACGCUGUUUGAUAAGACUUCGAUCGAUUUACAGCGCCUGGUGGAGAAUAAGGAAUUGAACCAGAAGUUGGACACCAACAUCCGGAAGUUUUUCUUCCAUGUUUCGCCGUAUUUUCUGCUGCAACCGGCACACAAGUGUCUGGAGUGGUUGAUUCGUCGUUUUCAAAUUCAUGAAUUCAACCGGGAGGAUUUUGUUCGGUUGAUUCUUCCCUACCAUGAAACGUUGAUGUUUGUAAGAUGUGUCCAGAUUUUGGCCAUGCCGGGUAAAAAUGAUCCGUUGUACUGGUUGAGUGGAGUGAAGAAGAGCGGAAGUCCUUUGGCGAAAAAGGCAAUCAUCAAUCAUGCUGUCGGGUAUCCGGGAUUUUUGAGGAGUUAUGGAGAAUUUUUGGAACGAGCAGUGCAGGAACUGGACAGUAAAGCGAACGUUCUACAGGCCAUGAUUGCUUUCUAUUGCACAAUAACAAUUGGAGUGUUGGACGCAGUGGACUCGGUUAAUGAGAAUUUAGUCACUUCCAUACUGAAGACCCUCACGAAGGGUUUAAACUCAAAGGCAAUUGAUUUCACUGCCGCCUGCUACAUGAUAAUCGGACACCUGGUCACCAAGGCAAGCUUAGCGAAGAAAGCACUGGAAACCUUUCUCACCCGGCUUUGUGUUCUGAUGCAUCCCUCCCUGGAGGGAGAUGCUGCCAUGGUGAUGGUGUUAAUCACAGACACUCAGAAGAAGCAGCUGGGCCAAUUCUCCGAUAGUUUGGUUGCAUCUAUUUUGGGCGCAAAGUGGCUACCAUUUGCUUUGGCUCGGAUCAAAAAGGAUGGCGUCAAUGUUACACCGCUGUUCCGAGCGAUUUUGGAGAAAUGUUUGAAGAAGAUUUGCCAACAAGAUGAACAGCUCGAGACCUAUGAGAAAUUCUGCGAAGGCUUACUGCUCGGGAUAACACUGGAUGCGAACGAAUCCGAAGCUAUUAUACAAUGCGUACUGGAUUCGUAUUUCCAUAAAAGCAACGCUCCGGUAAUGAACGCAGCCGCCAUGGACGACAAAUCCUCGGAAAUCAUUAGUCUGGACUCGGAGGAGGAAGAUUUCGAACGAAAGGACGAAACCGUCACCCGUUGGUAUUCGGCAUUCUUGAGGCGGCUCGAGACUCAGUACCCGACCGCAUUCGACAACGUUGUCAAACGGAUUAUGAAGGGCCAAGGGAAUUUUUCACAGAACAAGAGAAAUGCUUUGCGCAAUAUUCUUGGAUUUUUAACGCAAGCUUCGUACAACGAAAACGACACGAACAUCUUUGAAAGUCUUUUUCAUUAUGAUGCGGACCGUAGAACGGAUGCGGUACGAUACUUGGUGGAUAAUUUCCAGAACAUCAGUCUUAAAGGCGAUGGCAACUGCGAAUUGCUGAAGGACAGCAUCAAGGAACGAUUGAAUGACGACAACUGGGAAGUAGUUGCAGAAGUUCUGAAGCUGGACACUGCGGAUUUAAUCAAACUGAUAGGGAAAGAUGAGCUCAUCGACAAACUGAUCAAAAUAAGCUUGAAGUGUAUGAAAGACUUGCAGCGAUGGGAAGCGGUCACGUCGAAGGUAAUCGACGUUCUUACGGACAAAAGGCUCUACCAAGGCACAAAUCUGAAUAAGAUCAUAAUCGCUUUGUAUCCCUUCCUGUUUCCGUCGGAAGAUGAUGAACUGGGUGCCGAAAUAGCCCAAAAGGUCCUUGCGUCGGAUUUUUCCCGCAAGCACAACAUCCUAAUGCUGUCGAUGAAUAAAAUGGACAACGUAGACUGCGAAUCGAUUCUGGACACGCUGGAAGCGAUGCUCGGCGAAGGCCAGAACUUCCACUCCAUUCAGGUGUGCUUCAAUGUGCUGUUGGUAGCCUCGUCCCUUCCUCAGGAUGCACCCGUCGCCCUGGCCACUCGGGUGUUCAACUUCGUGAUCCGACUGCUGAGUGGGCGCUUCAAAUACGCUCCUUCGUCCAGUUUGAGCUGUUUGAAGUACAACCGUUUACCGAUGGACAUUCACGUGAUUGCCACCGGGUAUUUGAUCGAUCGAGUUCGGUUCGCCGAGGAGGGCCAAAAUUAUUCCCGGCAAUCGGCGUCGUUCAGUUUGCAGCUCAAGAUUUUCGGUUUGUUGACGGAAAAAUACUUCAGCAUGAAGGCAGAGCAUGGCGAAUCCAAAAAGGUGUUCGGUAAAGAAAUUAGCAAGUUUUUGAAGCGGUUGUAUCCGCAGUCGGAGCAGCGGGUGGAGUUUUUGACUAGUUUCUAUGCGGCACACUUGGUGGAAGGCCAGGUUACCGGGAGCCACAUGAUGGCGGUUCAAUCGGAGAUGCAGGUCAGGACGUUCCGGCUGUUGAAUGCAAUGCUGAUGCAAGUUGAUUUCAACCUGAAUCCGGACAUCCUGGCGAACGUGCUGCUCGGCCUGACCUCCGAGCUUUCCGUCAUCCGCGAGUGCGCCCUGAAAACACUGGAAAUAAUGUGCUCCGGUGACCGUUGCACUCUUGAUCCACCGUACAAAUCGUUCCUGAAGAAGCUACUCAAACGACGCGAAGAGCUCGCAAUGGACGGCGAGCAACUGUCGCUGGUGAUGUUUACGGUGUUUUCGUACGAUCGGAACGGUAAACUGCUGGGCAACGUGCUGGCAGAUUUGGUGAAUAAAAUCAACAGGGAGGACACGCCGGAAUAUGUGGCCGCAGGGUUGCUGGACAUCCUGAAGCUGCUGGACGACGAGGACAUCUUCGUCCAGGUUGUUGGACGAGGUGUGCGGAUCCUGAAACGGGCUGCCAGUGGAUCGUUGGAUGUGUUUGAAUCGAGGCUGUUGAAGUCGUUGGUGGCGAGAAUCAAUCCGAACACGAGCAGGAAUCUGACCCGGGACGAUCGCUGUCGGGAAUUUGUCCACAUGGCAUUGCAGAAUCAUCUUCCGUUGCGGUGCUUCGAACGGAAGCACGUUUCUACGUCGAUUUUGAUGAUUGAGGCGAUUAGUGAGGAACUUUUUGCAACUUUCUCGGAGGCGCAUGCUGCGGAGAUUAUUAAGUUGGUUGUGGAAGCGGCAACGCUGUCGCAGAACCCCGAAACGAACAGUGCUGCCGGAAAGUUGUUUAAGGGAUUGAAAUUGGAUGUUUCAUUGGUGCUGGACAUAUUGGAGUCGAUGAAGGUACCUCAUCGGACCCGCAAUGAAAAAAGGAAGUCGAGGGCUUCUCUGGUACCGACCGAUUCGGUGUUCUCAUCGACGGAGUGGAAGUGCGGAGUAACAUUGCUGGAACUACUCCAGAACAAAAAGCAGUUCAUCAACAAGGUGCGACUAAUUCCGAAGCUGUUUGAGAUUCUGAAAUUCUGUUUGGAUUUUGAAGAACAGUCUGGCGUUGAAUACGUCAAACAGAUGAUUCUGUCUCUGCUGUUCAACUGUUGUGUUAGUAUGGAAGGCAAACCGGAAAAGGAUUCCAGCAUUGCGCCAAGCACUUUCAAGGUGGAGCUAAUUGUGCAGUGUAUUCGUGCGACUCAGAAUCCGCAAACCCACCAUCACGCGUUGUUAUUGCUAGCUCACGUAGCUCAUCUGGUGCCGGAUCAAGUUCUGCACAACAUGAUGGAGAUUUUCACGUUUAUGGGUUCGUCCAUCGUGAGACAUGACGAUGUUUACAGCAUCCAGAUAAUUUCGAAAAUAAUUGAAACAAUUAUUCCCACUUUGGCCAUGGAGAAGUCUGGAAAAAAGGAGGAGAAGGUUGUACCUAUUCUGAAGAUUUUUUCAGAUGUCAUUAUGGACGUGCCGGAACAUCGUCGCAUUCCACUAUACACAAAACUGAUCGAAACCUUGGGCGCCACGGAACAUCUGUGGAUGUUCCUGGGUGUCCUUUUGGAAUCGGAUGUUAUGAAAGGUGGCAAGAAGGCGGACUUGGAUUCCAGUAAGAAGCGACACAAAGUUGAGUCGACUGAUUCACAAAAUUUCAGUAAACGUUUGGAGAUCGGUAUGAACAUCGCCAGAGAAUUUGAACCCCGAGUGGUUAUGGAAACUUGCAACCAACUGUUACAAUACAUUAUGGAGCUGCCGGUGCAGAUCGAGACGAAGGAAGAUCGAAUGGAAGUUGACAUAACGGAUAACGGAAUCUUCAGUGUUGCGAGUCAUACAAAUAAGGAACUGCGACAUUAUCGUUACUCGACAAGCGCGUUUGUGGCAGCGUUGAUUCGAUCGACUGAAAUCAUCAAUAAGAUUGCUUUGCUAGAUGAGAAGGAAACGGAUGCGAUGAGGAUUUACUACCGGGAGCUGAUCGUCAGCAGUUUGGCGUAUAUAAAUGUGGUGGCAAAAAUUGUGGAAAAAGCUCGCAGCGAAAACGACCAACGAGAGCUGAAUUAUUGGGAAGUUGCAUUGACCAAGUGCUACGAAAUUCUGGACGGAAUUGUUUCCCUGCUCGCUCCCAUGAUGAUGAUAACCGUAUUUGGAGGUCUCUUGAAGCAUCGUUUGUUGAUCAUCCGUAUGAGAGUGAUCGACAUUUUCAACAAGAAACUACAAUAUGAGCAGAGCUAUUUCGACGAAAGCCACCAUCCUAAACUGUUGGAUCUGUUGGGGCCACUGUUGGCACUAGUCCGCGGAAUCCUCACCGAGGAAAAUGUAGUUGGAAGUCACUCUGCACGAUAUAAGAUCGCCCAGGAAGCGUAUCUGUCUUUCAAGCAUCUUUCAAAAUUGCUGGCUCAUAAGUAUCCAGCGGAAUUCAAAGCGGCCCUCACCGGAUUGGUGGAAGAAUUGCACGACUACAAGAAGGACCCCAAUUCUUCCAGGUUAGCGUCGUUGAUUCUAUGUAUCGGCGAGGUUAGUGUCAACGUCGGUGCACACUCGAUUCCAUUCCUCCCGAAAUACAUCCCGAUGUUGACCAAAUUCGUUGCCAUACAAGUUCAGAAAGAGGAACCAUUUGAUAUACUAACCAGCAGUAUCGUGACAUCAAUCUUGAAAAUAGUCGACUCUCUGUCUCGCUUCCUGAGUCCCUACCUGAAAUCGAUUAUCGUUGGAAUUGCCAAGUUGCACGCAAAACUCGGCGAUAGUCAAGAUCCUCGCCUAACCAACAUCUCCAAUCGCCUGGCUCAGAUUUGGGAAAAACUUGGCUCUAAUGUUCCUUUACGGCUGCUCAUCCCGGCCAUCGAAGAUAGUUACUCGACGGUUGUUAAGGAUGGCUCAUUGGACGCCAUCGGUCCCCUCAUGAAGCUUUUGUCCAACUCCUUCAACAGCAUCCAAACCAGCGAAUUUAACACCCUUCAAUCAGAACUGGCUGAUUUCUUCCUGUCGGCGCUCCAGUUCCGCUGCGACAACUCGUCAAGCGCCAAAUUCCUGCCGCAAUCGGUCGACAUCGCCGAAGAGCAUGUCAUUAAAGCCUUCGUCGUAUUGAUCCUGAAACUAUCGGAAAGCACCUUCCGGCCACUGUACUACAAAGUGUUCGAAUGGGCCAAUCGCGACACUUCGACGAACGAUCGCGCAAUCACGUUCUUCAACCUGUCUAGUCACGUGGCGGAGGCCCUCAAGCAUCUGUUCGUCCUAUUUGCAAGCGAACUGAUCACAAACGCUGCCCGGCUUCUCGAUGCCACCAACGCUGCCAAGACUACCGACGAAGAAGAUCUGUUCUUCCCAGUACCCAGCAAGAACGUCACCCUCAUUCGCUACAUCCUUCGAACCUUGUUUAGCAUUCUCGUCCACGACAAUCAGAACUUUAUCAACUCGGUUCGGUUCGACACACUGCUGCAACCCAUCGUUGAUCAGAUGGAGAACACGCUCGUCUUUGAGGACAACGAAAUUCGUGGAUUGGUUGUAAACUGCUUGGCCCAGAUGGCGGUCGCCGUUGCGGACGAUACCCUAUGGAGACAGCUCAAUCACCAAGUCCUGCUCAAAACGCGCAACAACGAUCCGGAGAUAAGAUUGUUCGCGCUGGAAGCGUGCACCGAGUUGGCUCGCAAGAUUGGUGAGAACUUUGCGCCCCUGUUGCCGGAAACCAUUCCGUUCCUGGCCGAGCUGCUCGAGGAUGAAAAUCAAGCGGUGGAGAAGGCCGUUCAGAAAACGGUCCGCGAGGUUGAGAAAGUCACCGGUGAACCGCUGCACAAGUAUUUGUGAGCAGAGUAGGCUGCGACAUAAAGUACAUUUGACAGUUUGGAAUAAGUUCAAUUUUCAAAUAAGGUGGACAAUAAACCUGUCAGUUGAUGUGUUUAAAAAGUG
Messenger RNA from Aedes albopictus (Asian tiger mosquito), 6510 nucleotides. Its product is annotated as HEAT repeat-containing protein 1 homolog. The coding region runs from base 142 to 6408 and encodes 2088 amino acids. NCBI's taxonomy places the organism in Eukaryota, Metazoa, Arthropoda, Insecta, Diptera, Culicidae. Gene Ontology annotation, molecular function: snoRNA binding. The record is from RefSeq and is a predicted model, not a curated record. Gene Ontology annotation, biological process: maturation of SSU-rRNA from tricistronic rRNA transcript (SSU-rRNA, 5.8S rRNA, LSU-rRNA); positive regulation of transcription by RNA polymerase I. Gene Ontology annotation, cellular component: small-subunit processome; 90S preribosome; t-UTP complex. The transcript has 5 exons.